CGUCUCUGUCCCUGCGAGUCCCCUCAAUCUCCUCUCCCCUGCGAGCCCCUCUGUGACCUUGGUGCGUAACUGGGAAGAAGAUGCCAUCUGCUGCUCUGGAAGCAGGCAAGACCCCAAAGGUCUCCAGGCCUCCCGGCAGCAUGGCCUUCAACGGCAAGUACGAGAUCGAGAGUGAGAAGAAUUAUGACGAGUUCAUGAAGCGCCUCGGGCUCCCCAGCGAUGCAAUUGAAAAAGGCCGUAACUUCAAGAUCGUCACAGAGGUCCAGCAGGAUGGGCAGGACUUCACCUGGUCCCAGCACUACCCCAGCGGCCACUCCAUGACCAACAAGUUCACCAUUGGCAAGGAGUGUGACAUGGAGACCAUGGGGGGCAAGAAGUUCAAGGCCACGGUGCGGAUGGAGGGCGGCAAGCUGGUGGUGGAUUUCCCCAACUACCACCAGACUUCGGAGAUCGUGGGCGGCAAGCUGGUGGAGAUCUCCACCAUCGGCGGCGUGACCUAUGAGCGCGUAUAUAAGAGGCUGGCCUGAGCAACCAGGCGGGCUCCAAGGGGGCUACAAAGCCACCAAUAAAGCUGGUCCAAGAAUGGGCCCUCUGCUCACUCCAGA
This is a messenger RNA of Phyllostomus hastatus (greater spear-nosed bat), 605 nucleotides long. It is a transcript of the gene FABP6, whose product is annotated as fatty acid binding protein 6. The record is from RefSeq and is a predicted model, not a curated record. Gene Ontology annotation, biological process: fatty acid transport. The transcript is spliced from 5 exons. Bases 81 to 527 code for a protein of 148 amino acids. Gene Ontology annotation, molecular function: fatty acid binding. NCBI's taxonomy places the organism in Eukaryota, Metazoa, Chordata, Mammalia, Chiroptera, Phyllostomidae. Gene Ontology annotation, cellular component: nucleus; cytosol.